Molecule: messenger RNA, 348 nt
Organism: Penicillium odoratum
Lineage: Eukaryota; Fungi; Ascomycota; Eurotiomycetes; Eurotiales; Aspergillaceae
Exons: 2
Coding region: 1-348 (115 amino acids)
Source: RefSeq, a predicted model, not a curated record
AUGCCUUUCGAAGAGAACAAAUGUGACCUGGUAGACAAAUUCAAGUUCCGCCAGAGUGUUGCCCGACCUAACUUCCAAGAUAUGCACAUGAUGCAGGACGGAACCGUGCUGUUCGCGAAUAUCUUCCCGAAACUUAUCAUCGAUGACCACACUCUUCAAAAUGGACUCGCACUUUGGAUCCAGUACGAGACGAACGGAUUCCAGGAAAUGCAAUUACUCUCUCGCGAAUUUCCCGACUUAUCCCGUGACGUGCACAAUAAUCAAAACUCUUUGGAGUUCCAGUUGGACUUUAUGGAGGAGAACGAUGAAGAGGGGAAUAUGGAUAAGUUUUGGGAGGAAGAGCCGUGA